Messenger RNA from Columba livia (rock pigeon), 2430 nucleotides. Its product is annotated as SH3 domain-containing kinase-binding protein 1-like. The transcript is spliced from 6 exons. Lineage: Eukaryota; Metazoa; Chordata; Aves; Columbiformes; Columbidae. The record is from RefSeq and is a predicted model, not a curated record. The coding region runs from base 1232 to 2203 and encodes 323 amino acids.
GGGGAGGCCAGCAGAACCGCGCGGCCCGGCCGGCCCCAGCGCGCGGCAUUUUGGGAGUUGCCGGCACGGGAAGCUUUGGAACAGCCCGGACGUGGGAGCAGGUCCUGCUGGUGCGAUGCACAAGACGCUCCCGUCUGCUCUGGCUCUGCAGGUGGGGAACACCACGCUUGGCCAACAGGAGCUGCCGUCGCGGCACGGGGGUGGCUGUUCUUGGGUGACGUUACUGCGGGCGCAAGAACCGCGCAGCACGGGUGUUUGUGUUGCGGUGAGCCUCAUGUGUUAAGUUAGUUACUAUAAAUCAUUAACUGCUGGUUUUUAAGUAGCUACAAGACCAUUUAGCCCAUAGUGUUACAGUGGUUGCAGGUGGGGUGGCACAGCCCCAGCCAUGCUGCCAGGAGGGAUUGUGUCACUUGUGAGUGGGGACACAGCUCCAUCCUCGCCGCACAUCGGGGCUGCGGGCAGCCCGGUUUGAUGCUGGCGCUAAACCCAGGUUCUUGUCCCCGGCAGCUCCUCGCUGCCUUAGGGGCCAGGCAGUAAUGCUGCUCAUCGCUCCCUCGACGAGGAGGAGGAUCGCUCCUCGCUGUGUGGCAGCCAUGGGCUGUGCGGCCUUUGCGGUGACGUUGGGCAUCUGCCGGUGCUGCAGAGCGGUGUUCCUGGCCGCUGGUUGUCCCUGGUGUUGGCCAACAGCCGUUGAGACAGCGAUGUGGGUUAACGGUUCGUGUUUCCCUUCGUGCUUGGCUUUGAGCCCUUGAGCCAGGUUGAAAUAAAGGGCGCCCAGUGUUCCCAGCUCAGCCUGACCAGCCAAACCCUGGGGAGAGCGGAGAGUGGAGAGCACCCUCCCUAGCGGAACCUUUGCCCGGUGCUGUGGGUCAGUGUUGCAGAGUCAAAAGCGUUUGGUCUAAAGGAAUAUUCAUGCUGUUGGCCUGGCGCAGGUGCUGGCCAGGGCCACCCCGGCAGCCCUCGGCCACACUGGCCCCUCUGGCUGCUGCGCUCAGCGGGGCGCUUCAGCGACACGGUCACACCGGCCCCUUGCGCUCGCGGUUUGUGGCUUUCGGUCCCGCUGUGGUUUGGGUUUCACUUCCCGCUUGCACUGAAGGUGACGGGCACAGUGAGACCCAGUGGCUUCGAGCUGCCUCCCAGGGCUGGCUGCGAGUCCGGCCUCGGUGCUUCACUCCCCAGAUCCGCACCUGUCCCCAACAACCUCGCGGAGCUCCUGCUGGCAUCGGUGCCAAUGCUGAAGCCGGUGAUGCCAUCCUGGGAUGCAGAAUCCAGUGAGUCCAGCCACAGUGACUGUCCUGCCCCGGUGUCCCGCCAGGAUGGCCGGGCAGCCCCACGGCCAUGUGCGAGGUGGGUUGGGGCAGCCGGGGAACCACCGGUGCUGGGGGGCAGGAGGAGCCCCGUGGGUCGCGAGGAUGCGGCGUGGACCAGCACCGAGGUGCUCGCUGCUUCGACUUCCUUCCCAGCACGGAGCCCAUUUCCUCUGGUAUCACGUGUGCAGUGUGGGGCUGUGGCGGCCGGGGGCGCCUGGCACAGCACCGCUCCGCACGGCCUCGUGGGCAGCCCUGUGCCGGCAGAGCUCCUGGCACCGGUGAGGAUGGAGCCGACCAGGCUGCCCCCCAGCAAGAGGAUGGCGCCUGCUCCCCCCGUCCCUGCUAAGGCCAAACCGGCCCCUGUGCUGGCGAGCAAGCCCAGCGACCCCCAGCCCUGUGCCCUGGCCGACAUGGAGCGGGGCAGAUCCGGCGACCCAGAUGCCGAUGGCUUCAAUGUGGCACCAGUCACCACGGCCAAGCUGAGCCACCCCACGGCUGCGCGCCCACGGGUGCCGGGCCAGCGGCCACCCAGCCUGGCCCUGGGGAGCACGGGGCGUCCCUGUUGGGGGGACGAGCCCCACGCUGGGCUCGGUGUCCCCCUCCCCAGCGCAGCGCCUGGGCCACCAUGGGGAGCAGAGGUGCCGGUGGCGCCGCGGCCAGAGGAGAAGCUGGCGCUGGAGGACCUGAAGGCUGAGGUGCGGACCCUGCACAUCCUUGUGGACCUGAUGCGAGUCCAGCACCUGCGAGACCUGGAGGACAUGAGGCUGGAGCUGGGCCAGGAGCGAGCCAAGCGCCAGGCGCUGCAGGUGAGUCCCGGGCACGGGGCUGCCCCCGUGUCCCCGCUGCCCCCACCCCUCACAGCCUCUCCCCGCAGGCAGAGAUCGAGCAGGUGAGGAAGGUGCUGCCCUGGUAGUGCGGCUGGGGGCCGUGCCCACCCCUCCGCCACCGCGGGGCACACGCAGCUGCGAUGGGGCCGUGUCCCCCAGCUCCGCUCUGCACCAGUUGCGCACAAACGCUGCCCCGGCCCCUGCGCGGCUCCCUGCCCUGUGCUGUGACCCUGUGGCCACACAGCAGUCCUGGGGGACAGAUACUGUUUAAAAUAAACUAUUUUGGGUAUGGA